This is a messenger RNA of Prorocentrum cordatum, 1118 nucleotides long. The record is from the annotation of a GenBank genome assembly. Lineage: Eukaryota; Dinophyceae; Prorocentrales; Prorocentraceae.
GCAAUCGCGACCCCUUGCCUGUGGAUCGCGUCCUGGUCUCGUUCACUGUCCGCGUCCUACGGUUGUGCAGGCGGCGUGGGAUCUUCGCGACCUUUGAGAACCCGCCCGCGAGCCGCGUCUGGCGCUGGCCUGCGCUCGAGCGGGAGCUCCGGCGCCUCGAGUGCCCCGAGGUGCUGUUCGACUCGUGCAGGUUCGGGGCUCCGUUCAAGAAGCCGGGCGCGAUCGCUGGCAGCUUGCCAGGCUUGGAGGCGUUGGGGCUUCGCUGCUGCUGUGCCGGUCGGCAUCGCGUUGAGCUUCAGGGGAAGGUCCGGCAUCCUACUCGAGGCUGGGUGUGGCGGACGACCCUCGCGAGCGCCUACCUGCCGAGCUGGUGCCGGCUGCCGGUGUCCCUGGCUGGCCCCAAUGCGCCGCGCGGCGCCUUCGGCCGAGCCACGGCGACAGAGCUCCAGGGCAGGGCUCACGCGCUGGCGAGCGCGGCAGGCUGCCGAGAGCCCCGAGCCGUCUCGGCGCCGAUCUGCCCGCAGCGCUUUCGGCUCCCCUGGCGGCCAGGGUGGACCUCCGCGCUCGACCCGAAGCCGCGGAUGCGGGCAGCCGCUGGGCGCGCCAGAGAGCCCGACGGGCGCUUGGCGCCGGUGCCGAGACCGCUGGCCAAGGCACAGAGGCAGCGGCGCGCUAACGCCGCCGCUCGCGGCGACGCCGCGGCAGCCGAUCGCGAGGCUGGUCCCGGAGACUACCUUCGGCUGGCCAGCUUGCGUCCUGCGACGCUCGCCAGCUAUCGCAAUGCGGUUUCUGCCCUCGAAGUGUUUGCGCAGGAGCGUGGUCUCCCUUUGAAUUCACCACAUGAGGCCGACUCGGCCUUGAAUCCAUACUUCGAGGAACUGUUCUUUGCGGGCGAACCGCAGUACGUUGGCCGCUUGGCCCUGUAUGGUCUGCGUAAGCAGCGAGGUUGGUCUGCUGCCAGGCCGAACUUUCAAAGGGCGAAGGAUGCUCUGGCUGGCUGGUCGGCCAAGAUCCCGCCGUGCGUGCGCGAUCCGCCCCCGUUUGAGGCCGUUCAGCUUGUCUGCUCUGUCCUAGACAACGGCACGGGCCUUGACUUUCUGGUCGCACUUGGCGCCUUG